AACACCAUGACAAGCGGGAGGGAGGCAUCGGCUCGGGGAGAAGAGGGAAGGCUGCGUAAAGAGAAGGACAGCAAAACGGAGUGAGAGUAGCACUUUGUGCUUCAUAAAUGGAGCUAUUUUCCGUCGCGGAGUCACAGAACUGACCGACACAACCACGGCUCGACAUGGCGAAGAACCAGGAAGUGGAGCGCAUCGCCAAAAAGCUGGACAAAAUGGUCCAGAAGGAGAGCACGGAUGGUGCUCUUGAUUUACUGAGGGAACUGCAAAACAUCAAGAUGUCCCUGGAGACUCUGCAGUCGACCAGAGUCGGGAUGUCUGUGAACGCAGUGAGGAAGCAGAGCUCCGAUGAAGAGGUUCAGACGCUGGCCAAAUCUCUGAUCAAAUCCUGGAAAAGACUGCUGGAUGGUUCAGAAGGGAAAUCAGAGAAGAAGGAGAAGAAGAAGGAGGGCUCUCCUGUGAGGUCAUCGUCCACCUCCAGCGACUCUGGCAGCAGUGGGAAAAGCAGGAAAUCUGGAGACACUCCCACAACGCCGACCACUCCCUCUACCCCCACCCUCCCCCUGAUCACCUCCUUCCCUCCCGCCCCCGUCACCAGCGACAGCGUGAGGAACAAGUGUCGAGAGCUGCUGGUGGCGGCUUUGCAGACAGACGAUGACUACAAGACCAUCGGCGUGGACUGCGACCACCUCGCCGCGCAGAUUGAGGAUCAGAUCUUCCAGGAGUUUAAAUCCACAGAUAUGAAAUAUAAAGCUCGCCUCCGAAGCCGCAUCUCCAACCUGAAAGACCAGAAGAAUCCGGACCUGCGGCGGAACGUCCUGUGUGGAAACAUCUCGGCUCAGCGCAUCGCCAGCAUGACUGCUGAGGAGAUGGCGAGCGCCGAGCUGAAGCAGAUCCGAGAGGCUCUGACCAAAGAGUCCAUCCGAGAGCAUCAGCUGUCCAAGGUGGGAGGGACGGAGACGGACAUGUUCGUCUGCAGCAAGUGUCACGGGAAGAACUGCACGUACACGCAGGUGCAGACCCGCAGCGCUGACGAGCCCAUGACCACCUUUGUUCUGUGUAACGGCUGCGGCAACCGGUGGAAGUUCUGUUGAAGACCAUGUGGAGGAUUUCCCUUUGGAAUCAAGCUCACGGAAAUGAUUCAAAAGUAAUAAUUUUCAUUUUGACCUUUUUUUUAUUUUGUAGUUUUUUUAUAUUUAUAAUGCUAACAACUGUAAACUAUUUGUAAGGAAAUAUGCAAGUUGAUGUUGUCUAUUGGUUGAAUUCAUUUUGUACGGAGCACUUAGACUUUGACAGCAGAUUCAAAGUGUAGCCGCGCAUUAAUCGCAGUAGCGCCUCGUGGAGACGACGGAUGUGCCUUUCUUUGCUAUGAUGCACUGACACAUGCUGUAAUAAAGGUACUGCUGAAAUCAAACCACA
Oryzias melastigma (Indian medaka) is the source of this 1416-nucleotide messenger RNA. It is a transcript of the gene tcea2, whose product is annotated as transcription elongation factor A (SII), 2. Gene Ontology annotation, biological process: transcription elongation by RNA polymerase II; DNA-templated transcription. The record is from RefSeq and is a predicted model, not a curated record. NCBI's taxonomy places the organism in Eukaryota, Metazoa, Chordata, Actinopteri, Beloniformes, Adrianichthyidae. Gene Ontology annotation, cellular component: nucleus. The transcript has 10 exons. Bases 165 to 1091 code for a protein of 308 amino acids. Gene Ontology annotation, molecular function: zinc ion binding; nucleic acid binding.